GUGGCUGCUCUCUUCUUGGAUAUCCCAAGUUCUUAAGCAAUGAGCAGACGUGCACGCGUUCUUGCAACCAAUUCCCUCGACCAUUCUAUUUAGAUGAACGGCAGUCUGGUCUGUCUCCCUUGAAACUGUAUCUCUUGCGGCGCAUUACCCCCAAUACUCGCGAUCUCGACGAAUCCUCAUCCCGCCAACGAAGCUCGCAGAACUUGGGAUCCCGGCUCUAAAACAUAUAAGGCGACCACAAUGGCUCCCCAUCCCGUCGAAGGCGCCGCCGGCGGGCAAUCGCCCAAAAAGCAGCUGCGCACGUGGUGGAAGGAGAGCUCUGUGUACCAGGUCUAUCCGGCAUCGUUCCAGGACUCGACCGGCGAUGGCGUCGGCGACCUCAAGGGCAUCAUCUCGCGCGUCGACCACUUCAAGUCGCUGGGCGUCGACAUCGUCUGGCUGAGCCCCAUCUUCGAGAGCCCCCAGGUCGACAUGGGCUACGAUAUUAGCAACUACCGCAAGAUCCACGAGCCCUACGGCACCGUCGAGGACGUCGACGUCCUCAAAAACAAGCUCCACGAGCGCGGCAUGAAGCUCGUGCUCGACCUUGUGGUCAACCACACGAGCGACCAGCACGAGUGGUUCAAGCAGUCGCGCAGCUCAAAGGAGAACCCAUACCGCGACUGGUACAUCUGGCGCAAGCCAAAGUACGACGCCCAUGGCAACCGCCAGCCGCCCAACAACUGGAAGUCGCAUUUCCAAGGCAGCGCUUGGGAGUGGGAUGAGACCACCGGCGAGUACUACCUCCGCCUCUUCGCAAAGGAGCAGCCCGACCUCAACUGGGAGAACCCCAAGGUGCGCGACGCCGUUCACGCCAUCAUGCGCUUCUGGCUCGACAAGGGUGCCGACGGCUUCCGCCUUGACGUCAUCAACUUCAUCAGCAAGCCCCAGGACUUCCCUGACUCAGACCAGGAGGUCCUCUCCGGCUCCGAGCUCUACUCCGCCGGGCCCCGGCUGCACGAGUACCUCAAGGAGCUGGGUGCCAUCCUGCAAGAGUACGAUGCCUUUAGCGUCGGUGAAAUGCCCUGUGUCAGGGAUCCCAACGAGGUCAUCAAGAGCGUCAAUGGGGACCGCGGCGAGCUGAGCAUGAUUUUCCACUUUGAGUUUGUCGACAUCGACAUCGGCCCUCACGGCAAGUUUUCCCCCAAGGAGUGGGAUCUGGCCGACCUCAAGGGCAUCGCCGACAAGUGGCAGCGUUUCAUGUACACUAACAACGGCUGGAACGCGCUGUACCUUGAGAACCACGAUCAGCCGCGCUCCAUCAGCCGCUUCGCCAACGACGCGCCCGAGCACCGCGUUGACAGCGCGAAAAUUAUCUCCAUGUUCCAAGCCUUCCAGGCCGGCACGCCCUUCGUCUACCAGGGCCAGGAGAUCGGCAUGGUCAACGUCCCCAAGGAGUGGCCGAUGGAGGAGUACAAGGACAUUGACUGCCUGAACCAUUGGAAUCUGAACAAGGACUCCAAGGACCAGGACUACCUGAAGCUUCUCAAGUCACAAUACCAAAAGAAGUCGCGCGACAACGCGCGGACGCCGAUGCAGUGGAGCGCCGGGCCUAACGCGGGUUUCACGACGGCCGACGCCAAGCCGUGGAUGACGGUUCACCCGAACCACACGGAGAUCAACGCCGAGUCCCAGGUAUCCGAUCCCAACUCCGUCUUCAACUUUUGGAAGACCGUCCUCGCGACGAGGAAGAAGCACCUCGAUAUCUUUGUCUAUGGCGACUUCAACCUCGUUGACGAGAAGCACAAGCAGAUUGUUGCGUACGCACGGCGAUCCGAUGAUGGCGCUGUCGCAGUUGUUGCCUGCAACUUUUCUUCCGAGACUGUAGAGUGGACGGGAUUGAAGGGCGGCGUCAAAGAGGUACUGGUUACCAAUGGCGGGAAGACGGCGAAAGACUUUAGCGGAGAUAAGGUUGCACUUGGACCAUAUGAGGGAGCGGUGGUGCUUUUGGAAGCCUAAGUUAUGACCCGGCUUGGGAAGUAGAAAUGUAGAUUAUAGACAGAUUUUGAAUAGAUUGCGUUUCUUUAUCAUGCUUCUACCACGUUUGAUAUGGCACACAGCGUGCUGUGCUACUGUAAGCUUUGCAGUCGUUAAGAAGCUACGUCAGAAUGUGCGCAAGACUUACUGGUGCUCAAGAUUGCAGGUUGCGAGAGACUGGGGGGGGAGGGGCGAU
Molecule: messenger RNA, 2212 nt
Organism: Colletotrichum navitas
Lineage: Eukaryota; Fungi; Ascomycota; Sordariomycetes; Glomerellales; Glomerellaceae
Product: alpha amylase
Exons: 5
Coding region: 241-1998 (585 amino acids)
Biological process (GO): sucrose catabolic process; maltose catabolic process
Molecular function (GO): alpha-amylase activity; oligo-1,6-glucosidase activity; sucrose alpha-glucosidase activity
Source: RefSeq, a predicted model, not a curated record